UAGUGUAGUGUAGAUGGUAAACUCUCUCUCAGUGACUGAGCGCACCUGCGCACUGAAGUCUUUCUCAUUCUGUCUCAGGCUUUCUGAGAGAACUGUUCAGCUUCAGAACCAUGAACCAGACCGCCGGAGUCACGAACCAGUGCCGCAGACGCUCCUCAACCGACAAGGAUCUAGGAGAUGGAGGUUUAGAGAGGAAUUGGAAAGGGAUCGGCAUCUCUCUGCUGGUGAUUCUGGUGGUGCUGUCUCUGAUUAGCCUCUCCAUCUUCUUUCUUUCUAAAGAUGAUGGAAGUAAAGCUCUGAAAUCUCAUCUGACCUUGGACGACCUUUUCCUCAGAGACUUUCAGGUUCAAGCCCCUGAGGUGCAGUGGAUCAGUGCGGUGGAGAUCAUCUAUAAGAGCAGAGAUGGGAACAUAAUGAAAGCAAAUAUCAAGGCCAAUCAGACAGAGCUUCUGAUGAGAAACACUACAUUUGUAACAUUUAAAGCUUCCAAAGUGGCAGUCUCACCAGAUCUCAACUAUGUUCUUCUAACAUAUGAUAUAAAAAAGGUGUAUCAAUACUCCUUUCUGGCAUCUUACCUGAUCUACAAUUUGCAUACAAGAGAAGUGCAUGAGUUGAACCCACCUGAGGUGUCAGAUUCGGUGCUGCAGUUUGCCUCUUGGGGAGUUUGGGGGCAACAGCUGAUUUAUAUCUUUGAAAAUAACAUCUAUUACAAGCCGGAUGUAAAAAGCAGUUCUCUCAGAUUGACAUCAUCAGGACAAGAGGGAUUAGUGUUCAAUGGGAUUCCUGACUGGCUCUACGAGGAGGAGGUGCUGCACUCACCAAUAGCUCAUUGGUGGUCUUCUUCUGGAUCCAGCCUUGCAUUCCUCACCAUCAACGACACUCUCGUACCAAACAUGCUGCUGCCACGCUUUACUGGGGCUUUCUACCCAUGGGGAAUACGCUACCCCUACCCGAAGGUUGGUCAAGUAAACCCUACAGUGAAGCUGAAUGUGGUUACUCUGAAUGGCUCAUCUCCCACUGUUGAGCUUCUGCCUCCUAGUAGUCUGGAAAAAAGUGAGUACUACAUAAGCAUGGUGCGAUGGGUGAACGAGGAACGUGUGACUGUGCGCUGGCUUAACAGAGCUCAAAACACAUCCAUUCUCACACUCUGCUACACACACACCGGAAAGUGUGAACGGAAGCAUGUGAUGACAUCAGACAAGUGGAUUGACUGUCAGAAUGAGGAACCUGUGUUCUCGAAAGAUGGAGCUACGUUCUUUAUUACUUUACCCAUAAAGCAUGGCAGCCAGGGGUCUUUCCGCCACCUCACCAUGAUGUCAGAGCAGCAAAGUGAUGGGGAGGUCAGUGUACGACACCUGACAUCUGGCAACUGGGAGGUCACUGAGAUACUAGCAUAUGAUGAGAGCCUGAAUGCAGUGUAUUAUAUCAGCACAGAGGAUGGAGUCUCACAAAGACACCUGUACAGGGUGAGGACAGUGGAUCUGCUUCAUCGCGAGUGUUUGACCUGUUCCCUGUUCAAAACUCACUGCUCAUAUUAUGAUGCAAUGCUGAGCCCGGAUUUACAAUCAGUACUGCUGCACUGUGCAGGGCCUGGUAUUCCCAAAACUACUGUGCACCAGAUUGCCAAUAUAAGCAGUUACAUGACUGUAGAUUCUGGUCUGGAGUUCAAAGACUUGCUCAGACAGAAAAACAUCCCCCACAGAGAAAUCAGAAUCAUAUCCUCCAAUAACCAUGCACUGCGACUGGAGCUCAGCUUCCCUGUGGAUUUUGAUGAGAAUAAUCAGCAUCCUCUGCUUUUCAUACUUGACAGUGCCCCUGGUGGUCAGCAGGUGAGUGAACAAUUCCAUCUGGACUGGGACUCUGUACUGGUGAGCUCAGACAAUGUGAUUGUGGCUCGUCUGGACGGCAGAGGCAGCCGCUUCCAGGGACAAAAGAUUCUACAGGAAGUGCACAAGGGUCUAGGUGUGGUGGAUCUCCAGGAUCAACUCGCUGCUCUAGAGUAUCUGCUGAAGCAGUCCUACAUUGAUGGGAGAAGGGUUGGUGUUUUUGGCAAGGCAUACGGUGGCUUCCUAAGCUCCCUUCUCCUCCUGUCUCACAACUCCCCAUUCCACUGUGGUGUUGCCAUGGCACCCGUCUCUGACUGGAGACUCUAUGCCUCAGCAUUUACAGAGCGAUAUUUUGGGUUCCCAGCCAAGGAGGAACACAAGUAUCAGAUCUCUAGCCUGCUGUCUAACAUCAGCAACUCUGAGAAGCAGAAGAUUCUGAUCCUUCAUGGGACAGCUGAUGCUUCUGUUCACUUUCAACACACAGCAGAGCUGGUGAAGCUGUUAUCUAUGCAUAAUGUCAACUAUACAUUACAGAUUUUUCCUGAUGAGGGCCAUGACAUCAGCAGCACACACUACAUGCUGAGUUCUGUCAUCAGCUUCUUCCGAGGGUGCUUCCAUGAAAACACUGCUGUCACCAUGGAAACCGGGGAGGAGGACUAGCAUCUGUGGCUUAUGUGAUCUCAGCUGGACUCAGAUGGGAUUUAAGGACAAGAUGGCUGCCAUAACAAGCAUCCUUGACAUGGGUGACUUUAUUCUAAUCCCUCUGGUCCCACUCCUACCUGCCAGAGGCACAGAAGGCUUUCUUAUCUGGUGUAGCAGUGGAGCAGCGACACUGAGUCACACAGUUUGAGAUUUUGCAAGAUCACUUGUGCUGUGUCAGUAGAGACAGCACUGGUAUGAAUGACUAAGUUUACAAUACCCAUAGAUACUAUGAAGCUUACAAAUCAACCAAAUGAUUAUUUAGUAAAGUGCUACUUUUUGUUCACUUCAUGAAAGUUAAAUAUACUAUAAUAAAACUAGACCAAUGAUAGAUUUUAAAAAAUCGGCGCAUUAAAGGAUAUUUGGAUAAAGCAUACUUGAACCCCCAUUCAGGUUAAGAUAAUAAAAAUAAUGGGCAUUUUUCCCAUUAUUUUUUCCUAUUAUAUUUUCUGUUAAGCAUUAUUCACAAAAUAAUGAAAUUUUGCUUAGAGAUUUUGGAUAAAAUUCAUCUGUGGAUUAUUGAUCAAGUGUUUUUUUAGGUAUUUUUAUUAUUUUUUAAGAAUAGAUUUUAAGAUUUAUUUCUGGGAUGCUCUGUAAGAUGUAAGGUUGUAUGAACUCUAUAUUACAGUUUAUUUAGAAUUGAGUCUACUGUAUAACCAUCAAGGUACCUCAGUCCUGUGGACAUGUUCACCAUUACCUUUCAUGAACGUUUAGUAUGAAGUAAAUGUUUGUUUCCCUGCAUCAUUUUGUGUGAAUUUUAGUGUGUAUACAUUCCUGUGGCAAAUUGAAGACUUUAUAUAUCACUCAUAAGCCAAAUGUCAAGUAAAUGUCAUGUAAUUAAAGGAUCUGUAGAAUAUGUAACUGUAUUUGCCCUGCUAAUUGCUACAUUCAUUUAAUUCAUAUUAACAGUCCAUGUAUAACUAAAAAUUUCAUCAGAUUAGAAAUUUCAUGUGUUCUAUGUUUGCAAUAAGACAAGGUAUAUACUUUAAAUUCUUAUUAUGAGUCCUUUGUGUAUCCAAUUAUCCAGUAGAUUUCCAGUAAUAUAUCUCUAAAAAUUAUCCAAUAAUGAAGGGCUCCUUAAUAGAGCAAAUGAAAAUCAUUCAUCUGUGAACUCAUGUGAAGGAGGGCAAAUAGCUUUCGCCCAAGUGUGUAAAGCUUACGUGGCAUGUGCGACAGUUUAAAGACAACGUUGUUGGGUGGCUUCACAUGUCGCAGAGAAAGUAUGUACAGUAAUAGCCCUCACCUUCCCUAGUUGGUGGCUGUAGUGUGAUUCGAGAAAGCUGGCUGGUGAGCAGGAACUAGCCUAGACUAAAUUAGGGAGAAAAAUUUGUAGAUUGUGAAUCAAAGAUUAUCAGUUAUUUCUUGCUGUAUCUGUAUAUAGUAUGUGUGUGAUUACCAGAAAAUUGACUAUGUUUCUUUGCACACAUGUUCAAAAUUAUCACUGACAUGUAUUUGUAAAGUCAUUCAGUCUUUAAGGACUUUAACAGAGUGAUGAAUUUGUGGUUUCCCCUGUAGUUUAGUUUUAUGCAAUGCAGCAAACCAUCAGGAAAGCAGCAGUUGGUAAGUAAAACUAAAUCCGGACAGCUUUGCUAAGACAUUCUGACCUGUCUGUCUUCUAAUACCUUUAUUAUUAGAAUAGUUGUUAUAAAGUCGUAUUCCCUCUCCUCAGUUUAAAUGUUUAUUGUUGAAAUUCACCAACUUUCAUACUAAUUAGAAGUGAAUAGCCAGUCAGUGGAUUGUAAAUGGUUCGUCUAUAAGAUUAAGCUGUUCAAUAUACACAAAAUAUUUAAAUAAUUGCAAUUAUGUAGUACAACAUUGUGUUAAACACUAAUCAUUGCAUUGAUGUUUAUUGUAAGGAGAAUUAAUAUAAUGUAGUGGAAUAUAAUACUUGUAAUAUUUAAAAAUAAGUCAUUGAUACCAAUGUUUGUGGUUAUGAAAUGUAAUUGGUUAAUCAAAGUUUAAGGGUGAUUAUAUUAUAGUAAAUUGCUAAAGCCAUAAAUGUGGGAAAAGGGCAUGUUCUGUAGCCAGCCCAGCAAAAAAGAUGUGCAUAAAGUAUGUAAAUAAAUAGUUAAAUAUUUGUUAAAUAAUCUCAGGCAUACAUGGUUUCUUUCUCUGUUUGUUGUCCUGGUUCACUUUCACCACCAUUCUGUAUAAAUAAAUGUAACAGAUGUUGAUUAUCAUGGUGCCAAAUGUAUAAUAUCACUGAGUCAGAGUCAGUUUGGAUGAGCUGUUUAUUUAUAGUCAUUACUCGAGGACAGAAAGGCCCAAUCCUCCAACCUCUCUUCCUUCUCAUUGCCCUGAUCCCAACC
Molecule: messenger RNA, 4834 nt
Organism: Hemibagrus wyckioides
Lineage: Eukaryota; Metazoa; Chordata; Actinopteri; Siluriformes; Bagridae
Product: inactive dipeptidyl peptidase 10-like
Exons: 26
Coding region: 111-2486 (791 amino acids)
Biological process (GO): proteolysis
Molecular function (GO): dipeptidyl-peptidase activity; serine-type peptidase activity
Source: RefSeq, a predicted model, not a curated record